UCCUUUGACAUCCUUCGACAACCAGCCGACUCUCGACCUCGUCCGGACAUUCAAAAUGGCCGCUACUACCUCCGUUCCCACCCAGAACCAGGUCCUCGUUCCCGAGACCCUUCUGAAGAAGCGCAAGUCUCAAGAGGCUGCCCGCGCUGAGCGCCGUGCCGAGGCCGAGAAGACCAAGAAGGCCAACAAGGAGAAGCGUGGUGUUAUCUUCAAGCGUGCCGAGUCCUACGUCCAGGAGUACCGCACCGCUGAGCGCGAGAAGAUCCGCCUCAACCGCGUUGCUCGCCAGGAGGGCAGCUUCUUCGUUGAGGGUGAGCCCAAGCUCGUCUUCGUUGUCCGUAUCAAGGGUAUCAACAAGAUUGCUCCCAAGCCCCGCAAGAUCCUCCAGCUCCUGCGUCUGCUCCAGAUCAACUCUGGUACUUUCAUCCGCCUCACCAAGGCUACCCAGGAGAUGUUGACCAUCGUCAACCCCUACAUUGCCUACGGUUACCCCAACCUGAAGUCCGUCCGCGAGCUUCUGUACAAGCGUGGUUACGGAAAGGUCGACAAGCAGCGCACUCCCCUCACCGACAACCAGAUCAUCGAGGAGCACCUCGGCAAGUUCGGCAUUGUCUGCAUGGAGGAUCUGAUCCACGAGAUCUACACCGUUGGCCCUAACUUCAAGCAGGCCAACAACUUCCUCUGGCCCUUCAAGCUGUCCAACCCCAACGGUGGUUUCCGUACUCGCAAGUUCAAGCACUACAUUGAGGGUGGUGACACCGGUAACCGUGAGGAGAACAUCAACGGUCUCAUCCGCCAGAUGAACUAGAUUUCUUCUCAUGAAGAAUUCCGGUUGGAGCGUUCUCUGAGCGCACUAAAAAUGUUACAAAAUUUUACGACUUUACUGUCUUGGGUUGUUUUUUGCACGGGCUGUUUAUAUCCACUAGUCAAUUCUUUUUUUAGCGAUACGAUGGUCUGGGGUUUCCGAUCAAUUUAAUGCUUCAAACAACCCAAUUUCAUGGUCAUGGGCCUGGUUCCUGUCGUACUUU
This is a messenger RNA of Penicillium hordei, 1028 nucleotides long. Its product is annotated as 60S ribosomal protein uL30. The transcript has 3 exons. The coding region runs from base 56 to 808 and encodes 250 amino acids. Gene Ontology annotation, molecular function: structural constituent of ribosome; RNA binding. Gene Ontology annotation, cellular component: cytosolic large ribosomal subunit. Gene Ontology annotation, biological process: maturation of LSU-rRNA from tricistronic rRNA transcript (SSU-rRNA, 5.8S rRNA, LSU-rRNA). NCBI's taxonomy places the organism in Eukaryota, Fungi, Ascomycota, Eurotiomycetes, Eurotiales, Aspergillaceae. The record is from RefSeq and is a predicted model, not a curated record.